Molecule: messenger RNA, 1236 nt
Organism: Soboliphyme baturini
Lineage: Eukaryota; Metazoa; Nematoda; Enoplea; Dioctophymatida; Soboliphymatidae
Source: the annotation of a GenBank genome assembly
AUGCUCCACAUGCUAUUCUUCACCGUUCUUCUUUUCACCUGCGCUCAGAGUCAGCAGAUACUGGUGAAAGAUCCAGAAGAGCAAAUGAAUACUCCUCAAAUCAUACAGUACUGGAAGUACCCCGUGGAAGAGCAUCAGGCGGUCACCAAAGACGGCUAUAUUCUGAAGAUGUACCGUAUUCCCCAUGGGCGCAGUCUCAACGCCGCAAAGCUCCUUUCGACAAAACCCGUCGUGUUCAUACAGCAUGGCCUCCUGAGCAGCUGUGUUGACUGGAUAAGCAAUCUUCCACACGAAUCUGCGCCCUUCAUAUUUGCCGAUGCGGGAUUUGACGUAUGGUUAGGUAAUUUUCGAGGCAACACGUACGGAAAGCAGCACCUCCGUCUGAGUCCAAACAGCCAAGAGUUUUGGCAGUUUUCAUGGGACCAGAUGGCUGAAUAUGAUCUGCCGGCGAUGGUGAAAAUGGCGCUGAACGUCAGCGGUGCAAACCACUUGUACUACAUGGGCCACUCUGAAGGAACGCUGACUAUGUUUGCCAAGCUGAGCACGGACAAAAAAUUCGCGAAGAAGAUUAAACACGUGUUUGCCCUUGGACCAGUCAGCAAACUAGGCCACAUCAAAGGGUUUUUUAGUUACCUUGCGAAACUGACAUCCACCGUACAGCUUAUGACGUCACUGUUUGGCGAAAAGGAGUUCUUACCACAAGACAAGUUUCUGGAACUUAUGGCUGCUUUCUUCUGCCGUCAAUACGUUAUUCAAGACAUGUGCAAAAACAUCUUGUUCAUGAUCGCUGGGCCUGACUCUCGACAGUUAAACGUGACGAGACUACCGGUGUAUCUUUCCCACACGCCUUCCGGAACAUCUACCAGAAACAUGGUUCAUUUCGGACAAAUGAUCAAUAGCGACAAGUUCCAAAAAUACGACUUCGGAUCGGCCUUCCUGAACCUAUAUCAUUACGGAAGGCUUACACCGCCGCUGUAUGACGUAGGGAAGAUCACCGUUCCGGUAUCGUUGUUCUGGUCAGCCGAAGAUUGGCUGGCUGAUCCGCAGGACGUCGCCGAAGGACUGGUUUCGAAACUGAAAACAUUGUUUUCCUCUCAUUUCCUGCAAGGUUUCAAUCAUCUGGAUUACAUGUGGGGCAUAAACGCGACUGAAGCCAUAUACAACGUUAUUAGAGAUGAAAUCUACAACGACAUAGUUUACAGUGCGGACAAAGAUGUUGUCUCCCCCAACUCCUAA